This is a messenger RNA of Laetiporus sulphureus 93-53, 2001 nucleotides long. RefSeq lists its product as uncharacterized. The record is from RefSeq and is a predicted model, not a curated record. Lineage: Eukaryota; Fungi; Basidiomycota; Agaricomycetes; Polyporales; Laetiporaceae. The transcript is spliced from 4 exons. Gene Ontology annotation, molecular function: zinc ion binding; nucleic acid binding. The coding region runs from base 207 to 1784 and encodes 525 amino acids.
GUUGUCGUGACACUGUCAAAGUGUCGGCUAAAUUCUUGGGCCACGAAGAAUGACUCUGUAAGAGCGUUCCUAGCCAUGUCAAGGCCGCGUAUAAGAACCUCUAUAAUCUCCUCUCCGAUGCUGAUUCAUCUUCGCUCCCUGGCACAAGAAGCCGCAGCCCUUUAACCGUGGCCCAUCCGCAUUUGCCGCCCCCCUUGCUUCGCGAAAUGUUCUAUCCUCAGAAUCCCUUCGACGAUCUGUCCUACGACACGUUCGACCCUCCACGCCCUGUGCAGUGUCAGCAGCCCGCAGCGCAGCCUCUGUCCGCAUGCUCCGUCUUCGACAGCAUGCCGGAUCCUUCAUCAAGUGUGAUCGCUCUCCACCCCGCAGCCGGAUCAAAUACCGUCGAAUUCUCGGAGGAUGUCUGGAAUCUCCUCCGUCCGGCGCCCCAGCAAUCAUAUUGGAACGGGUACUCUUCCCUUCGAGAGGCCUCUCCUGCGCUGCCCAAGCUUUCUGGUCCCAUCCCUCGUGAAUCCCAGUCACUCUUCUACGGCCUCUAUUUCAUGGUUCCCUCGCAGCCGGCUGAGAGCUAUGCCUCCUCAUUUGAACUCGACCAGUUCCAUCUCGACUACUUCCUGCCUAUGCUCGACGAAAUCCCGCCACCUCCUAUCCAUCCCGGUUCCUGUCUUCCCUUCGGCGACAACUCGCUAUCAGGCUAUUCAACGACGAGCAGCAAUCCCCUACAACCUGUAUAUCGGCAGGAGGCUAUGUAUCUUCCACAAGCAUCGUCUUCGGUCCUCUCCGAAGCGACUAAUACGUUCGACCAGGACUUCGUGCCGUUCCCCGACGAUUGGACCGCCUGGGGCCUUUAUCAAGAGGAUCCGCAUGCAGUUCACUCGAUGUUUCCUCCAUUAUCCACAUGUAAUACCUCGCAAGCAGGUCCCUCGCAUAUGACACCGUACACUGUACAGGCAUCAUCCAUGGCGCAGACUCGAGGGAAUCACCCAUCGGUUUCGGGACAUCUUCCUCCCGCGCCGCUCUUGGGCCCAUGGAACCCCUUCAAUGAGAAGCUGGACCAAGAUCAUGCCUCUUCUCUUCUGCCAUUGAAUCGCACAUCUUCAAAGCUGUCGCAGGGAGCAAUUAUUCCGCCAAACUAUCUAAUGCCAUCGUCCUCGGCUCACUCAAAUCAUAAACCGCCCCUCUUGCCGUCGAACAUCGACGCACUGCCCGUGACGCGCUCGCAAAUGGAAGCAUAUCCCGCACAGGCGUCAUCCUCAGUACACAUCCGCGAACAGGCGAAGUAUCUCCCGCUAGCGAUAGCUCACGAGGACUUUGACUAUAAAUCACGAAUAGUACCCCCACAAGACCCAAGAAUGUCCAUCAGAACGCUGAUUGCUCCGGUCUCUGGUAUGGCUGGAGAAGGGAAAGAGAAUAUCAUGCCGACGCGGAAGUUGCGGUCCAGAGCUUUCGAAUUAACAGACUCGACAAGGUUCUACAAAUGGCAGAGGAAAGGACAGGUUCCUUACCAUUGCGAAGUCUGCAAUGAGAACAUGUCACCAGACACCAAGACUGUGAGACGACAUCUCGCAACACUGUCACACCUGCGCAGGGUGGAAGAGAGACAAAACGACUUAGAGGCAUCUUCAGGCUCAUUUCAGGUAGACUCUGGCAAAGAAUCGUCGGAGAAUAUCAAGCCCCUCUGUUGCGAGCAUUGCGGGAAAUGGAUCAGGUCCAAUCGCUGCGACGUGCUGCGUCGUCAUUAUAGGACAUGCGCAGUGUUGAAGAAAUCAAAGCAAAGCGCUUGAAGUGCUGAAACAUCAGAAGCCUAAGACACACAACUCGCCAUAGCUGACCUCAAGCUUUCGUCUCAUUCAAAUACCCUUUUCCCAGUCUGCAUCGAUGAUCCUCAUUCUCUGUAUUCAGUUGUCUAGCAUCUGCAUUAUCAUGCACACCUGGAAGAUUUAACAGUUAGUCCAUCUCUUUAGUUCAGAAUUUAUGUCAUGUAUAUCUUUGCACGCCUGG